This is a messenger RNA of Coccinella septempunctata (seven-spotted ladybird), 2041 nucleotides long. It is a transcript of the gene Arp6, whose product is annotated as actin-related protein 6. Gene Ontology annotation, cellular component: Swr1 complex. The transcript is spliced from 7 exons. Gene Ontology annotation, molecular function: nucleosome binding. The record is from RefSeq and is a predicted model, not a curated record. NCBI's taxonomy places the organism in Eukaryota, Metazoa, Arthropoda, Insecta, Coleoptera, Coccinellidae. The coding region runs from base 147 to 1859 and encodes 570 amino acids.
GAUGUUCUCUGCUGAUUCUAACCAAACUCUUUGUUGAAAAUUUUUUUUUUUUUUGCAGAGACAUGCUCUGUUUUUAUGUAAGUUUUAUUGAUAUUAAUUUGGUUCAGUCUUAAAUAUCUACUUUUGGGUAUUUAAAUCGGUUCGAUAUGAAUGAGUCAAUAGAGUACGAUAUCAACGAUGUAAAAAGAUUUCGGGACAAUAAAGGCCAUGGAUAUGGAAGACGUCUUGAGAGACAAAGAAUUAAGAGAAAACAUGAUCGGCCCGAGGAUCUUGCAUUUAUGGAAGAAUCUAAAACCGUAGUAAUGGAUAGUGGAGCGUAUACUAUUAAAGCAGAGCUAGCUUGUAGAAAUGAACCAAUUUAUAUUCCAAAUUGCAUAAUGAAGGCAAAAGCAGAAAGAAAGAGACUAUUUAUUGGUAAUCAGAUUGAUGAAUGUAGAGACUGUUCAGGUUUAUUCUAUUUGCUACCAUGUGAGCGUGGCUAUAUAACAAAAUGGGAAGUACAGAAACCAAUAUGGGAUCAUGUUUUUAAUAAAGCUAUAGGACCUUUGAAUGAUAAAAAUAUUUUAAUGACCCAACCAUUGUUUAAUUUUAAAAAUAUCCAAGAUUGUAUGGAUGAAAUAUUUUUUGAAGAGUAUGAAAUUGCUUCUAUGUAUAGGUGUAAUCCUUCAGACUUAGUAGCACUUAAAUAUGGACAGGAAUUGGGUAAAAGAAGAGGAACUUGCAUUGUUGUUGAUUCAGGCUAUAGUUUCACUCACGUAGUUCCAUAUAUAAAUGGACUCAAAUGUUCAAAUGCUAUAAGAAGGCUUCACAUUGGGGGUAAGAUGUUGACCAAUCACAUGAAGGAUAUAUUAUCAUAUAGGCAAUAUCAUGUUAUGGAAGAAACUUAUGUUAUAAAUCAAGUCAAAGAAGAUACAUGUUUUGUGUCUGAAGAUUUCAAAACAGAUUUAAGAAUUGCCAGUGAACCAUUUCCAAAAAAUCAUAUAGUCAGAAAUUAUAUUUUACCAGAUUUCAAUACAAUCCGAAGAGGGUACAUACAAGACCCUUACAGAAAAGAUGAAUUACAUGAGAAUUGUCAAGUUCUCAAACUUAAUAAUGAACGUUUCGCUGUACCUGAAAUAUUGUUUACACCUUCAGAUAUAGGAAUCACUUCUGUUGGUCUUGUAGAUUGUAUCAUAGAUUCAAUCAAAUUGUGUCCUAAAAAAUAUCAUGAAAUUUUAGCCAAAAAUAUAGUGCUAGUUGGCGGUAAUGCUCUACUCCCAGGAAUCAAGAAUAGAAUCAUCAAAGAAUUCCAAAGUAAAAUGCCAACAAAUUGGAAUUUGGGUAUUACGGUUCCUGCAAAGUCUACUAUGUAUGCAUGGCAAGGUGGAAAAUCUUUUUUGAAGCAAGCAGGGUGUAAUAAUUUCUUUGCAACUAAAAAAGAAUAUGAGGAGAUGGGAUCAUCUGCAAUUCAAAAGAAAUUUAAUCAGUGGACGAUUUUCAAAGAAGAGGAACGCAAAGUGACUUCAGAAAUCAAACCUAUUAGUUUGAUAGAUCAUGUAAACAAGUUGAACGUGUUCAACAAAAAUGGAGACCCAGAGGACUAUGAACAAAGCGAUUUUCAAAAAAUUUUCACUAAUGACUCUACCUGCUCUUUGAAUAAAAGUCCAUUCUUAGAGGAAUCAGGAAGUGCACCCUCUUUUGGCAUUUUCGACGAGAAGAAUAGUGUGGUAUUGACUCCGCCUUCUUCAGAAAAAUCAUCAGAGAUAUCAGUCGGCUCAGAAUAUAUUUACAAAUUGAAAUCAAAUCCCGUAGAGUGUCCUAAAGUUAAAUACUUUUUCGAUAAUGAAGACUCUGUAGAGGAAAGUCAACUGUUGCUGUAAUGUUUACAAAUCCUUGUUAGUCGAAUAAUUUUUUCAAUAUUCUCUCAACAAUUUAUAAUGCAAUUUUAGAAUUCAUAACUUAUUAUUUCAAUUCUAUUCAAAACUAAUUAUUUAUAUACAAUGUAAAAACAAAAACUUUUAAAAAACUGCAAUUAGAAGCAUUAAAGAAUAUGUAUAGAUCA